This is a messenger RNA of Oldenlandia corymbosa var. corymbosa, 1858 nucleotides long. Lineage: Eukaryota; Viridiplantae; Streptophyta; Magnoliopsida; Gentianales; Rubiaceae. The record is from the annotation of a GenBank genome assembly.
UGGAAUUUCCUUAAUAAAUCUAUUACUAGUAGAAGAUAUUUUUAUUCCAAGAAAAUAAAAAUAAAAGAAACAAAUAUUCAUGAUUUAGCGGAAAAGAUUGCCAAAAAUAGCAAAGCAGGGUUUAACUGUAAGGCUUCAGCCAGAACCGCAGAGUCGCUGAGGCCGGUGAGUUUGAGAGAAAUCAGCUAUGGGAAAUCCCAAGCAGAAGUGGACGUCGGAAGAAGAAGAAGCCCUCCGUGCCGGCGUCAAAAAGCACGGCACCGGCAAGUGGAAGUUAAUUCAACGGGACCCUGAAUUCAGCCACCUACUCUUCUCUCGCUCCAACAUUGAUCUCAAGGAUAAGUGGAGGAAUUUGACUGUUAGUGCUACUAAUGGUGUGAUCCCUAGGGAUAAAUGGAAAACACAACAAAAGGCCAAGACAAGUACGGAUGCUCUUCCUGCACCUGUUGCCAUCACCCCGGCUCCGGCACCAAUUAACCCGGCUCCAGCGCCCCUUAACCAAGGUAUUGCUGCUGUACCAGUAUCCAUCGGCCCGGCUCCUGCUUCAUCAACUCCAAUUUCAAAUGAUGUGUCAAUGGAGCCUGCUGCUGAAGACUCCACAAAAUGCUUAUUGGAUGGGAAAACAGCCUCAAAGUAUAAUGCUAUGAUUUACGAGGCACUUUCAACACUUAAUGAGCCAAAUGGAUCAGAUACAACCACUCUUGUUAAUUUUAUCGAGCAAAGGCAUGAGGUGCCCCAACAUUUCAGAAGAGUGAUAACUGCUAGGUUAAGAAGGCUCGUUGCGCAAGAAAAACUUGAGAAGGUCAACAACUCUUACAGGAUUAAGAAGGAAAUUUUGCAGGGUUCUAAACCAACAAUGCCGAAACCAAAUGACACCCAAACCCAGCCAGAACUGAAGCCUUGUCCCCAGCUUCAGCACCAGCCUCGGCCCCAGUCCCAGCCCCAGCCCCAACCGCAGCCCCAGCCUCAACCCCGGACCCUGGGCCACCAAGCUCAGCCUCAGCCUCAGCCCCACCACCAGCACCACCGCCACCACCACCAGUCCCAACCGCAGCUGCAGCUGCAGCCAACACCGCAGCCUCAGCCUCUUCAGAUCAGUGGCUAUCUUGGUGAUACAAUUGAAGAAGCAUCCGCUGGUGCUGCGCGUAAAAUAUGUGAAGCAGAAGAUAAAUCAUUUGUAUUAGCUGAAGCUGUUAAGGAGGCAGAAAGGGUCGCAAGGAUGUCUGAAGAUACAGAUGUUAUGUUGCAGAUAGCGCAUGAGAUAAUUAAUAGAAGUUUAAAUGGUGAAACGGUUCUAGUGGCUUAGGCUGUGGUUUUGUGUUUUGUGCCUUGAACAAGCAAUCAAUUACUACAUUGUAAAUGUUUCCUCUAGUUAUCUAUCGUUCCUUGCCAUAUGUUCACUGUAAAAUCGGAUUGGCUCUGUACAAUGAGUAUUUUAGACUUGAAAGUUUGCCAACUUUGAGCUUGAUCGGAGAAACGGGCCCGAUUUUCUCUUUUGGAUUGUAAUUUUGUAAUUACUUGAUGAAAUUGUUAUCACAAUUCAUUCUUCUCGAAUGUGUUCUGAUCAUACUGCACUUAAGUAGUGUUUGCUGCGGGCAUGGGAAUGCCCCCUCCUUUGGCAGUGUUGUUUCUCCAGGUCAAGAGGUGUUGAACUCUUUUAUUUAAGGAUGGAUGGAAUAUAUUACUCGUAACAGUGUAUAUAAAUUUUACCCAUGUACAAACUGUAGCAUUGAAUAUACUGUAUUUAAACGAAGUUGUUGGAGUUGGACAAGUCAAGUUCAUCAUAAUUGUUACUUGUAUGGAAUGUCUCAAAAAGAUGGACAAGCAGUUGAAUAGGAAUUUUUUACCUCGACAAGGG